AUGCCGUUUGGACUCAAGAACGCUGGUGCAACAUAUCAACGGUUGGUAACCACGAUGUUCAAAGAUCAGUUUGGAAAAACUAUGGAAGUAUAUAUUGACGUUAUGGUGGUAAAAUCGGAAAGAGCUGAAGAUUACCUGAUUCAUUUAAAAGAAGCCUUUGCAAUACUAAGGCAAUUUAACAUGAAGCUGAACCCAGAAAAAUGUGUAUUUGGUGUAUCAUCCGGAAAGUUCUUGGGAUCCAUGGUUUCAAAGCGAGGAAUAGAGAUAAAUCCAAACCAGAUAAAUGCUAUAGAAAACAUUCCAGAUAAUCUUAGCAGCAUAAAGGAGGUGCAAAGUUUAAAGCUUGCUUUAGAGUACAAAGCGGAAAGCAUCAAAGUACACUGUGAUUCGCAAUUGGUGGUUAACCAGGUUCCACGGGAAAGCAAUGCCGAGGCCGGUGGAUUAGCAAAGCUAGCAUCAACUGCUGAUCCCGCAGAGCCGGGGAGCUGGAGUGUGAUCCAUUUAUUACAUCCAAUUAGUAGCGAAAUUGAAAUACGAGCAACAAGAUCAACACAUAAUUGGAGAAAUGAGAUACUUGAUUAUUUGCAACAAGGGACUUUGCCCUUAGAUAAAAAAGAAGCGCGAAAAUUACAGGUAAAAGCUUCUAGAUACUGCCUAGUUUAUGGAGAACUAUAUCGAAGAACCUUUGGAGGACCACUCGCCAAGUGUUUAGUCCCAACAUAG
Lycium barbarum (goji berry) is the source of this 723-nucleotide messenger RNA. RefSeq lists its product as uncharacterized. The record is from RefSeq and is a predicted model, not a curated record. NCBI's taxonomy places the organism in Eukaryota, Viridiplantae, Streptophyta, Magnoliopsida, Solanales, Solanaceae. Bases 1 to 723 code for a protein of 240 amino acids. The transcript has 3 exons.